GUUUUCUUUUUUUUUUAAGAAAAUAAAAUGAAACUAUUUCUGCCAUUGAAGAAUUCCCAGGGAGGGAGCAAGCUCUAGCCUCUAGCUAUGGCUGCCUUGCAAGUUCUGAAAUCGGCCGUCUCUCCACUUUCGAUCUCCCAGCCGAAUUUUGGCUGCCGAUCAAGCCGCUUUCUCUCUCAGUCGGAUUCCACGAGGAGGUUUGUGCGGUUCCAUGGCCGUCGGAGGAGUUUGAGAUAUGGUUGCGUUUGUAGAAGGUUGAGUUUCCGCUGCGCUGCUCAGGAUGCUGAUAAGGAAAGCAAUGGAGAAGAACCUCCGGAAUCAUUAUUCAUGAAGGAACUGAAGAAGAGAGGUUUAACUCCCACUUCCUUGCUUGAGGAUAGUAACAGCAAUGACUUCGGACUUGGUGGUGAGAUGACGGGAGAAGGAAGAGAUUUCUCCAGUAGAAGUGCUGUUUCAACUGAAGUUAACAAGAGCCUGUCCAAUCAAAGGGAGCGUUCCAUGCAAUUGAACAGUGAAGGCCUUGAGGGGUUGAUCCCUCGUGCCAAACUUUUGCUAACAAUUGGGGGAACAUUCUUCUUAGGAUUCUGGCCGUUGAUCGUCAUCACUGUUUCAUUCUUUUUUGCUUUAUACUUCUUUUUUGGACCGUCUUUUGUUCAUAAUGGCGAAACGCCAAUAUCUCCUCCACCAUAUGUUGAUCCAUAUGCUCUGUUAGAAGACGAGAGAAUUUCGCAAACAGCUCCUCGUGUAAAUUGACUGCCUCAUUCUCAUUGGUUGGUUUUCCUGCUACUUUGUUUUCCUUUUACAAUAUGUAAAUGAUUAUUAGCUAGAAUUUACUUGUUUAAUUUACUAUUUUCACCCAUGAUCCUGUUCUUGUUUCCUUUUUAAAAGAUUAAGAAAAAAAAAUAACAGAAAUAUGUUUGGGGCUGUUUCUUGUUCCCGUGGAUACAAUUUUCGGGACAACUGUCUGACCCUACAACGUGGCCAUCAUGGGAUUUGAAUAUAUUUUUAUUUAUGUUUUGAAAA
Molecule: messenger RNA, 1023 nt
Organism: Momordica charantia (bitter melon)
Lineage: Eukaryota; Viridiplantae; Streptophyta; Magnoliopsida; Cucurbitales; Cucurbitaceae
Product: tubulin alpha-6 chain
Source: RefSeq, a predicted model, not a curated record